GGCGCAAAUAAAACGUGUAGUAGUACGUUGAGGACUUCCGCGUGGUUUGGUGGCCUGCAGGACUGCAACAUUCAAAUCAUUGUGGUAUUCUAUUGAAGCAGGACGUUGAACUUUUGAAAACCAACUAUGGAUGCCAUUUUCAGUCGCGGAAGCGCUCAGGUGAAGUGCGAGGAGCAUGCUGAUGAACAUGAAAACGAAGACAUUCUACCCCGCUACAUACUCCCAGACGACGGUCCGAACAUUACACCGACCCCCGAUGUAUCGGCGUUUGAGGGAGGCGUGACCGCAGGCUCUUCAACAUCGUCGUUGUCGAGCGUGGCGGCUGAGGACGGAAGGGAAUUGGACUUUUGCGUGACGAAGUCAGAAGAAGGCGAAGGCGAAGGCGAAGGCGAAGAAGAAGUUCCUCUGACCACCGCUGCGGAGUUAAAUAUCAAAGUAGAAGAAGAGCCCGAAUGGGCGGCCCCCGCGCUCAACUGCGCCCUCUGUAGCUUCAGUUGCUCGAAUCGGGACGACCUUGACCUCCACGUCAGCAGCGACCACCAGCGCCAGCGUGUGACGACCGCCUCCAAGUGCCUGUGCCCGCCUGAUGUCGAGUGCCACUGCAGAGCAGACCGCGGAGACCAGGAGACCGCCCAGGAGACCCAGGCGGCCGGCGGCUCGAACUGGGGCGGGACGGCAGGGUCGGAGAGACGCAGCGCUGGACCGAGGCAUCCGUGUCAGCUGUGCGGCAAGACCUUCCUCCGGCGGGGGCAGCUUCGGCUACACCUGGAGUCGCACUCAGUGGUCCGUCGGUUCGCCUGCACGCUGUGCGACAAGUCGUUCAAGUCCAAGUCGUACCUGACGGUGCACACGCGGAAGCAUUCCGACGAAAGUCCGUUCGCCUGUUCACACUGCGACAAGGCCUUCAAGGCACAGGCCAGUCUGACCUUGCACAUGCGUAUCCACACGGGCAAACCGUACGCGUGCGAGCUCUGUGGCCUGCGCUUCAGUCAGAAGUGCACCAUGACCCUGCACGCGCGCACGCACACGGGCAGGAAGCUUUUCGAUUGCGCCGUGUGCAGCAAGUCCUUCGGCAGGAAAGCGGCGCUUUUACUGCACGCGUGGACACACGUGGACCAGAAGCCACUGGGCUGCGAUACGUGCGGCAAGACGUACAUCCGCCGUGACCACCUGACCGCGCACAUGCACUCGCAUGCGAGCGUGAAGCCCUUCAGCUGCGAGACGUGUGACAAGACGUUUGGCCGGCGUGACCACCUGGCCAACCACGUGCUCACGCACGUCGGCGACAGGCUCUUCGGCUGCGACGCGUGCGGGAAGAAGUUCAAAAGCCGCGGCACACUGGCCGUUCAUGGCCGCGUGCAUGCGGCAAAGAAGAGGUUCGGUUGCCGGACUUGCGGCGAGAUGUUCCGCUUUAAGAAGACGCUCAAGGCGCACAGGGCGACCGAGUGCUGAGAGGCAAACAGGCAGCUGGACUGUCGGCUCCUGUCGCCUCCCGAGCGUCAGGGCUUGUCCGGCGUCGUUCGCCGCUGAAGGCUGCAGCAGUUGGUCUGCGGAGGAUUACCCCUCGAUUUUUGAAGGAGCGGGAUUCUAAUGAACACAUCCCGUAAGCGGACGCCGCUUCGGAUUCAGAAAUUAUGAUCUUGGCGAGCUUAUAGGACUUGUCUGCCACUUUUAGAAGACGUCGCCAUUUUCCAUGUAUUGCGUUUGGGUGAUGAUGAUACAAAGCCAAUACUAUGCAAGCGUUACUGCUGUUCGUUGCUUACUUUGUGGGGCGCUGCGGGACUCCUACCUCCUUGUGUACUUAUGGGUUAGCGCUCUGAUGAAUACGAUGCAUGAUCUAGUGUUUACUGAGGUAUCUAGCUGACCCGCCGCGAGGGCGUCAUGCGUUUUCAAGGGUGAAUUAUGCAAAUAGGUCAUUACGGCCCAUGGGCAGUUUACUUUACCGGCCGGGGGCCAUCCCACAACGACAUCGUGUGGAGAUGGUCCCACCUCCUGGGCACGACUAGAGACCUUUUGAAUUAGACGCCGUAAGUUUGCCGUUGUGGCCGGCCCACUGGCAUUGAGUGAGACGCUGUCGUCGGCCGACCGAAUUAAAUGGGUUCCGUCGUCGGACAAGCGCGUUGUACUGCCCAGUGAUAGUCGCUAGCAGCGGCGCUAUCGCGAUCUCUGCGCGCGUUCAUCAGCCCUUUUUCCAGGCCGCCGUACGCCGGACACGCUGUCCAGUGGUGGUCGCUGCCGGCCGGUCGCAGUUAGCAACGCGCUGUCAAGAUUGGAAAAAGAGCGAUGAAGAUGUGAUUUUAACGAAAAGGUCAUGUUGGCGAGUGCGCGUUUUACGUUGUCAGCCGUUAGCGCUCCUAUCAUGGCAUCGUGCGCACGUUAUCUCACCCGUCGCGCGCGACUUGGAGCAUUUUAAGGCGCGUCGCUACCUGUUGCGGACGUUGA
Messenger RNA from Pollicipes pollicipes, 2442 nucleotides. Its product is annotated as zinc finger protein OZF. Bases 127 to 1452 code for a protein of 441 amino acids. NCBI's taxonomy places the organism in Eukaryota, Metazoa, Arthropoda, Thecostraca, Pollicipedomorpha, Pollicipedidae. Gene Ontology annotation, cellular component: nucleoplasm. Gene Ontology annotation, biological process: regulation of transcription by RNA polymerase II. Gene Ontology annotation, molecular function: DNA-binding transcription repressor activity, RNA polymerase II-specific; RNA polymerase II cis-regulatory region sequence-specific DNA binding. The transcript is spliced from 5 exons. The record is from RefSeq and is a predicted model, not a curated record.